Molecule: messenger RNA, 1768 nt
Organism: Phlebotomus argentipes
Lineage: Eukaryota; Metazoa; Arthropoda; Insecta; Diptera; Psychodidae
Gene: Cnb
Product: centrobin
Exons: 2
Coding region: 184-1758 (524 amino acids)
Biological process (GO): mitotic cytokinetic process; regulation of cilium assembly; centrosome separation
Cellular component (GO): centrosome; centriole
Source: RefSeq, a predicted model, not a curated record
UAAAACCCAGGAAAUUGACUUUUUAUUGCAAUUUUCCAUCUAAAAACACUUUCUUGCCCCUCGAGGAGUCUGUCAGUGGUGAAAAUUCCCAGUACAUAUUGAAAAUAUAGUGGAAAAUUGACUUAGGGAAGCUUCUCUGCAUCUCAUGGAAAUGCAUGGAAUUUCCGGUUUGUGCUGCAAGAAAUGAGGUCAGAUGACACGGAAGUGCUCCUUCUGAUACCCCCUGACUUCUUCAUUGUACAAGAAACUGGCAAUCUCUGCAGCUCAGAGUGCCUGGAAGCCCAGGAAACUUUCCGGACAUCUGUGAACAUUGAAGGCAGGAUGGACGCGUCAUUUCUGAAGGAAAUCGACUCUUUUCUCCAGGAGAAGACAGAGAAAUCCGUCAUCAAUCUCAGUGACAUCUCGCUGAGAGAUCUUCAGCCUCUCUCGUGCGGUGGAGACAUUCACGAGAAGGCUCAGAGUGCUCUUCAGCGUCACUCGGAGUCGAUGACGAGGCAGAAAACGCUUCCGUCCGCUUGCAGGAGCAUCGAUUUCUCCGCUCAACCACCGGAAGUGCCACUGAUCAGCCUCAGUGAGUUAUGGUCGUCCAAAGGAGGCGGAACAGAGUCUGCUAGUCUGCAAGAGGAGCGCCUGAGGAGAGAGCACUGCGAGAAGAGUAUCCAUUUGCUGCAGGCGCGUAUCCUAGAAUACCAACAAAAGCUCGUGGUGGCGAUGGAAGUGGACAGAACCAAAGACGACACAAUUGCGAAGCUACAGGAGAAUCUGAAGCGCCUGGAGUCACAGAAUCUCCAUCUUAAUGUGGAAUUGAGGGAGAGAAAUGGCGAGGUUGAGCGGAGAUGCGCUGUCCUGGAGACGGAAUUGAGGAAAUCCGUGGAAAUGGCGAGAGAUCUCCAGGACAGAAAUGAAGUGUUUCACUCGAAAGUCAUCCAUUUGACCAAAGCCAAUGAGGACGUGAAGGAGAUCACGAGGAAGCAGAUGGAAGAUUUGCAAGUGAGGCUCUCGAACAGCCUGAAAGUGGAGCAAUUGCUGAAUGAUGACCUCGUGAAGGCGAAGACAGCCACGGAAGAGGAAAAAUUAAAGCUGAAAGACAUGGAGAGAGAGAUUCAGGAAGCACGAGCGAAGACUGAAAUGGUUCUGAGAGAGAAAUCCUCCCUGCAGACAGCCUUCGAUCUGCUGAACGAGAAGCUCAAGUCCACAUCUGAAGACACUCAGGCUCAGCAGUCUUAUCUCAAGUCAUACUAUCAGAGCCAACUGAACAGCGUCGUGGGUGAAAAAGUUAAGGAGUUCCAGCAACAACUGGACGCUGCUGAGGCGGAGGCGCACAAUCUGGGACGUCUCUGUGAGAAGCACGAGCAGGAAAUCUCACUGCUGACAGAGAAACACUCGGAGGAGCUUUCGCUAAGCCAUUUCCAACUCGCUGUGGCGACAAAGACCAUCGAAGAGUUGCGCGAGAAGCUGAGUUUCUACGAGAAUCGCCGUCAGGACAUUGCACAGAAACUGCACAGCGUAAUGGAAGAUCAGUGGCAGAAGGCGCUGAAGAUUCUGGGCAGUCCUGCCAUCGAGGAGCCUUCCAGACAGCCGGCGUUCUUCCAGGCACCUCGAGAAGACCCUCUGCAGGAUCAAAUGCAGGCCUAUAUGAAGAUUUUGCUGAAGAAGUCCUUGUCAGAAAUUGCCCAAGGCGACCCGACGAGGGAGAAUCCAGAGCAGAGGAACGACAAGACUCCGUCUAAGAGAAACAAGCAGCGACCUUGGCGCUAAAAAGCUUCUU